AUGAGCUUUCGAGAUGCGUUUCAAAAAUACAUAGACCACCCUGAACGACACGACAUUGUUCUCUUCCACGACCAAAACGUGAUUAUAAUCAAAGACAUGUUCCCCAAGUCGACCAGACACUUGCUAGUCAUUCCCCGAAACCGCCAGGUGACGAAAAACCAUCCGUUAGAUGCAUUCUGCACUGAUUAUCCAGAAUUCACAGGACACGAGCUCUACAAUAUGGUGCUGGGGUAUGUUGAGAAGGCAAAGGAUCUUAUUAUUGACGAGUUGUUCCGCUACUCCAACGUGAAUGACAAGUCGCAGCUACUGGAGUUCAGAAACACGUUCAUUAAAGCGGGGGUCCACAGCAUUCCUUCCUUGAACAACCUACAUGUCCAUGUCAUCACUCAAGACUUCCAUUCUCCGAGAAUGAGGAAUAAGAAACAUUACAAUUCAUUUACCACAAAGUUUUUUGUACCUUUUGAGGAGUUGAAUCCUGAGUUGAACGAGAGCUACUGUCGUCGCACCUCCCAACCUUUCUCAGAAACAGAACUGUCACAGAGCAGCAAUAGCGACCGCAAUUCCAGCACACAAUACAUUGUCCACGAACGCUCUACGCAAGUAAUGGAGAAGCUCAUCAAAACAACCCCUUUCAAAUGCACAUCGUGCUCUAAAACAUUUGGUAACCUGAUGGUCAAACUAAAGGCUCAUUUACAUGAGGAGUACACGAAGAAAUAUGCAAGUUUCAUCGUUCCCAACAUUUUAAUCCCUAAUGGGGUUUGUGCACCAUGCACUAAAUAG
This is a messenger RNA of Candida albicans SC5314, 780 nucleotides long. RefSeq lists its product as uncharacterized. The transcript has a single exon. Gene Ontology annotation, cellular component: nucleus. NCBI's taxonomy places the organism in Eukaryota, Fungi, Ascomycota, Pichiomycetes, Serinales, Debaryomycetaceae. Bases 1 to 780 code for a protein of 259 amino acids. Gene Ontology annotation, biological process: double-strand break repair; single strand break repair. Gene Ontology annotation, molecular function: DNA 5'-adenosine monophosphate hydrolase activity; mismatched DNA binding; double-stranded RNA binding. The record is from RefSeq and is a predicted model, not a curated record.